AUGUCGGACACGAACGCCAAUUUUGGCGCGACUCAUGACGAGCCUAGCGUUGUGAUGGACAUCGACCCGCCUGAUAUGACGACUCAUCAACCUGAAGCCAUUCAUAACCAAUCCGAGGGAUUCGCGCCCAACGUGGCUGACAACGUGAUGGGCACACCACUUCCCGAUGUUGCAGCAAACGCCUCAACGACCGAAGUCCAUGGCUUGGUACCAGUGUCGGACGAGACAACAGAGCCCGUAGUGUUGCCUCAGGACACGGAGUGGAUAGAGGACCAUGCAUAUCAAGUGGUCACAGUACGAGCGAAGCACGACCCCUGCCUCGACAAAGCCAAAGCCUUAGCCGUCGUCCUCCUCGAGCACUACUACCCCGCGGACCAAGGCUACCGCGUUGAGCACGCCGCAUUCCCUCUCGUCCAGUUCGGUGGCUGGCGCACCUGGAUCUAUCCUGAAGACUGCUACACCGCGACCAAGCGUAAGUCCGACAACAUGAAAGCAGGUGUCAAGAAGAACGCUGAACCCGUCUAUGAGACAUGGGCCGGCAAUAUCCUCGCAGACAAAUUCCACCGCAUCUUCCCUGAGCACAUCGCCGGCUACGUGGCGCUGAACGAGGUGCAGUAUGAGGACGGCUCGACGGGUUGGGCACAACACACGUAUCUCGCCAUCAUGAUGGACGACUUGGACACCGGCUACGCAAUACUCAUGUUGGGUCCACGCUUCGAGUUCUACGAUUACCAUGCGAAGCCGGCGUGGGAGGAAAAGCCGUGGGAGCACUACCUUGGUCCGAACCCCGAGGAUGCAGACUACGACCCUGACCUCGCCGCCGAGGACGAGACAUCGUUCUUCUCGCACCUUGGUGGCGGCGACGUUGACAGCGACGCAUGGAUCGUGGAUAUCCGCUCGAAGAAGCCUGCGGAGACGCUCGCGGCUGUCGAUAAGCUCUUCAAGAGCGUGGUCGGGCGCGACGUUGAGUACCGCGACGGCUACGCGCUGCCGGGGCCCAAGAUCUAG
This is a messenger RNA of Paraphaeosphaeria sporulosa, 1008 nucleotides long. RefSeq lists its product as uncharacterized. The record is from RefSeq and is a predicted model, not a curated record. NCBI's taxonomy places the organism in Eukaryota, Fungi, Ascomycota, Dothideomycetes, Pleosporales, Didymosphaeriaceae. The transcript is spliced from 3 exons. Bases 1 to 1008 code for a protein of 335 amino acids.